Messenger RNA from Pelmatolapia mariae (spotted tilapia), 4586 nucleotides. It is a transcript of the gene hmgn3, whose product is annotated as high mobility group nucleosomal binding domain 3. Gene Ontology annotation, molecular function: nucleosomal DNA binding. Gene Ontology annotation, biological process: chromatin organization. The record is from RefSeq and is a predicted model, not a curated record. NCBI's taxonomy places the organism in Eukaryota, Metazoa, Chordata, Actinopteri, Cichliformes, Cichlidae. The coding region runs from base 162 to 512 and encodes 116 amino acids. The transcript has 6 exons. Gene Ontology annotation, cellular component: nucleus; chromatin.
UGGCUGCGGGAGGUGUAAGUUUUGGGGGAGUGCAUAUAAUCAACAUAUUAUCGAAGGUGCUUAGAUAUUGAUCCCGUAUUUCGAGGUAGUUCAAAUUCACCUAUCUUAGCCCUUUGGCUUUGACCUUUAUUUUGCUCGGUGGAGAAUUAUUGACGCAUAAAAUGCCGAAGAGAAAGUCCCCAGAGGCUCCUGAGGGCAAGGAGGCCCCCAAAGUCACAAAACAGAGACCUGCUCCACCCAAGCCUGAGGCCAAGCCCAAGAAAACUGUCGUCAAGAAGGUUGUAGAUGAUAAGGGGGCAAAGGCAAAGAAAGGUGGCGCCAAGGGGAAGAAGGAAGACGGUCCCGCCCAGAAUGGAGACACCAAGGCCAAUGAGAUCUAUGUGUCUCGUCCGUCUGUCAGUGUGUCUUCCAUCAGAAGCACGGCUCCCUCCAUGAUGUCAGUGAGAGGACAGAGUGAGACAGUCAGAGUUAAGGCAGGAAGGUUAGCUGCUGCUCACAGAGCUGCAAUGUGAAAUGUGCUCUGGUUCACGAACAGCUGACUCCACUAUUGACCAGAGGGGUGUAGUGGGAGGUGAGAUUAACGGGUUACCGAGCUAUGUUUAGCUUUUAGGCAGAGUUUUCUGUGUCACUAGUGACUUUCUUUUUACUCGGCAACAUUACCGUGUUUGCUUUUUCUAAACUCAUAACCUUUACGUUCAGAUUUUCAGUACACUUCUCAGUACAAAUAUAUGUUUGAGGAAUAUGUUUUGUAUGCAACCUGUUGAGCAAUAUCUUACUAACACCACCAUGAAGCUCAGCUUCAGCAGCCCAAACUGGGCGUCACGGUGUCACUGGAGUUUGCAUGCAUUCAGCUGGUGAUGCAUAAAAUGUAUGAAUGUUUUUAUUCUUGGCUCUAACCUGCUGCUAAUUCUUCUUUGUGCUGCAACUAGAACCCAGAUGAGAAAACCGAUCAACUGAAUUUCCAAAAUGAUUAUAACUAAUUAAAACUAAUGUAGACGUUAAAAAACAUUUUAGUUGACCAAAAAAAUUAAAACUAAUGAAAACUAAAUUUUGUAAAGUUGGAAAACUAACAAAAAUAACAUAAAAAUAUAGAGAAAAUAUUCUUAUUUGUAGUAUUUGUUUCUUUAGCAAAAAUAUUAUUACAACUCACCUGACGAGGCUUUGAUGAACAUGUUCACUGGAUGUCCACAAGACUGUGAGUCAAAACAUAAAAUAAUUAUAAUAAUAAUUUAAGAGACUCCAACUUAAUUAAAAAAGAAUGCACUCUGGAAACUUCAGCUAAAUUAAACAUCAAAAUGAAAUAAAAAUAAAAAGUAAUUAUAAAACUAUAACAAAUCUGUACAUUUGUAGGUUGUUCAUUGACAGUUUUAGAUGAAUACAGUAAAUUUGAUUUUAAUAUAAAGUGAUUUUCAUGUCUUCUUCAUUAGGUUAUGGCACAGAGUCAGACCUGAACAGAGCGUACCCUGACCUUUGUUUAAAAGUAUUCAUUUAAAAACAUCAGAGCUGUGAUGUGCAGUUGUUACGUUUCUAACCAACAACAGCACAGCGAGAGUGCCAGGUACGAUUAUGUUUCUGCUCUGUGCGCUUGUGACGAUCACAGAUUCCCAAAAUUAUCCUUUUUCUCAGCACUACUGUCGUGUUGUUUGGUACAGUGUUGCAUUGCACUGUUUUAUAAUCGGUGCUCAGUCAAUUGACUUGUCUGAUGUGCCUGGGUUAACAAGAAAAGUUGUUAACCACUAUUGUGGUACCUGUUGCCUCUGAGGGUGUUAGGUUUGGUCAAACCAACUAACACAAAGAAAACCUGGCUGUGCUGAACUUAGCUCUCAGAGGAGAUCACAACAAAAUUAUUGCUAAGUCAGAAUGUAAAAAGUAAGUAAGAUAAAAUAAUUGUGCCGCUGCAAAAUUUUAGCUUGUGAUGAGUUGAACUAACAGCUUGAAGCUACUCAUUGGCAAAUGAGGUCAUAUGCUACCUUGAAACUCAUGAACACUGACCUGCCUGACUUUGUAAAUUUCUUAUUGAAGGGUGACUUCAGUCGAAUCGCAGUACUGAUAGUUCUGCUUUUAUUUACCAGAGGUUUGAGAGGUCCAUAAAUAGAAAUCAGCCACUGCUGGCAGUAAGUGAGUAAAUGUGGUGUUUUGUUAGGGAAGUGAAUUGAGCCAUUAAAGAAAGAGCCUGACAUUUGGAUAAAUAGGUUGCUUUUACCUUGUGAAAAAAAAAUUAUAGCACUUUCUCUGUGUGUCUGUACAGUACAAACGAAGCCAGGCUUAGCUUAGCAUAAACCAUUUUUACACAUGAACAAUGGGAAGAAUCAGGCUGGGAUAUUUCCGACAAUUCUUCUUUCUGACAUGUAAACCACAGCAGGAAACAGUCAGCUUCAGAUGCAUCUACCCUACCAGAAAUACUCCAUGUGGUUUAAGGUGAUGCUCUGCCUGGAUAGAGCAGUUUGUGAGUUUAUGUACUCUGUACGCACCUCUGAUGAGAGAUGUCAUGAAAAGUUCAAAGCUGCAAAGUGGAUGUGUUAAAACCCCUUUAAAGUCUGAAUGCCCAUAGAAAUAUCUUGUUGGUGUGUUCAGGUGAAUCUUGACAACUUUGGAUGGAGCAAGGCUAAUUUUAUUUCUGUAUGUGGCUUUUAUGCUAAGCUAAGCUAUCUCCUUACUGUAGUUCAUUUCUAGGCAACCACCUGCUACUUCUGGCUUAAUAUUCAGCAUAUAGUCAUAAAAGUGGUAUCGAGCUCAUAGAUGGCCUUGAUUCAAGUGCUGGAAUAGACUGUUUACUGAUCGGGAGGUUGGUAGAUUGAUCCCUGGUUCUUCCCAUCUGUAACUUUUUGUCAGUAUAAGCACUAAUAGGCUACAUUUAAGAAGUGCAGUCUAAGAAAAAUGUGUGGUACAGCAUUACAGCUUGACCAAUAAAGUAUUUUUAAGACCGAUACUGAUACCAAUAUUUGGCCAUUUAAAAAUCUGAGAUAAAAAUCAUGAUAUAUAAGUCAAAAUAUUUUUUUCUUUAAGAUACAUGAAAUAUAUAAUUUGUCAUGAGUAGUAGGGCUGCAGCAUAUCGCAACAUCCACAAUAAUCCCGGUAUACAUUUUUACGUAAUAGAAAAAUGUCAUAUCACAAUAUCUUGCUUAUCUUGUCAUAAAUUACUCCACCAAGUAAUACUAGCUGCACUCCAUAUGAGAGGAAAAGCAAACGAUGGGUAGAAAGUACUGACGUGGUUACACGGUGUAAAACUAGGACUGUAAGGAGCUAAUAACAAGCUUCGUUCAUGAUACAAUGGAGAAAAUAUUUUACAUUUUUAUUAUGUAAUUUAUUUUUAGUUAUUGUUAAAGUGUUACACAAUUAUUUUAUACUUAAAAUGUCCAGUGAGGAAACUACUUCGGCACCUUGUUUAAAUAGAGUCACACUUCAAAUUAGGAAGUGUGCCAUCAGUGCCCACGGCUCAUUGGAUGAAAAGGAUAGAAAAUUUAGAAACGCAGCUGUCUGCUAGCAUCAAUAAAAUGUAGUUCAGUAUUGUUUUUUCUCUAUCGUCAGAAAUAUCAUCAUUAUAAAUUUUCUUGAAAUUUUGAGGAAAUAUCACCCACCCCUUAUCUGUAGUUAUUUAUUUACUCAUUUACACUCUGCCCAACUCUGCCGUUUGUUGUGUUUGUGGGGUUCCAAACAUUUGUUGCCAACUUGGCAGUUGCAGAGUGCUAAGAGCUGGGAAAACUGUGUUCCUGCCGUCUGUUUUUUACUUUUUAAAUUUUCAUUUAUUGGUCAUAAAUGUCUACGCUGAUAGACUGAUAAAGACCUAAAAUCAGCCUGCUGAUAAAAAAAGACAUGCAUUAGACUGAAUGUAAAGAAUCAAACAAGAGUUCUGGUUACAGUUUAAAAAUAUGACAUUUAUAUAGCUUUUAUUUUACAGACUUAGCGCAGUCUCACACCCAAGAUGUGACCUGAUGUUUAUCCUUUGUUACACUCAAUGUUUAAAGACAGUAUGACAAAAUGCAAGAAGACUAAAAUAGCAACUAGUUAUUUGCAUCCCUAGCAGAAAACGAGGAAACGAUACGAGAAAAGUGAAAUAAAUCAGGUGGUUUAGCUCAGUGGUUGGGGUGGCAGCCAAAUGCUGCUAGGCCAAAAGCGGCAUCGAAAUGGGUUUGCUUUUGACCCGAGCCGCUAUGGUGCAUGUCCUACCUGCUGUCUGUCUUCUCUUCAGUGAAAACUAUCUAAUAAAGGUGUGAAAAAACACAUUAGCUCAACUUUUAAAAUAUUUAUAAACCAAAACAUUAAGUGAUCUUUAUGCAAAAUAAGUUUGGAUCUACACUGUUUGAGGGGUUGCCUGCAAAGCAGUGGCAGACCUCAACUUUGACUUCUUCCAAGUUGCAUGCAGACAAACAAGGUUCUGAAGAGGCUGAAGCUUUAUUACUCGACCAACAUGUUUCAGCCUGUGGCUUUGUGGAUGAGCCUGGUGAAGGCCACAGUGUUGGUCAAGUAAUAAAUCUCUUGUUGUUGGUUACCACAACUUACUGGUUGGGUUUUCCCCUCCUUGUACCUCAUUGGCCCUCUUAAGUCUCCUGGGGUAAAUAAUGGCUACACCUGCAUGUGUGUUUUUC